UUUUUUUUUCAGAAGAGGUUUAGAGCCAAUUACACGUAAUGUGAGCUGUUCCUAAGGUUGCUCUGUUGUUACAUUUAAAGGGAAAAUAAGAAAUCUACCAGUGUUUUCCAUUUGAAAUAAAGUCUCAGGAGCUGCAGUUCUGCUUUUCAGAUGAGUGGUCAACUGAGAGAAAAAAAAGAGAGAAAAUUUGAGCUGAAAAUGCAGAUGGAAGCGCUCUGUGUAUGAUUUAUGUAUAAAAAUAUAUAAAUAUGUUCUAGAGCCUAUACCUUCUUCCCAGUGUGCUGAUAAAAACUCAUAAAGCAUAACCUACUUAAGAGAAAAUGGUCUCUGCUCGAUGGUUGUUCCAGAUGGUUCUUCUCCUCUUCAUCAGACGUCAUGAGUCUGUGUUAGCUGGAAACCUUGUCUUGACCAAUAAAGUUGUUCAUGUUGGAAGAGGACAAGUGGUUUACAUCAGUGAAAACGAACUGAGAUUCAAUAUUCCAAGAAAAAAGGGAGAAUGUAAGGUUGAAGUAAUUGUAAAUGAACCUACAACUCAACGAGUGGGAAAACUCUCUCCUCAGGUUUUUGACUGUCAGUUCUUGCCAAAUGAAGUGAAAUACUCUCAUAAUGGAUCACCUCUUUUGGAAGAAGAUUCUGUGAUGCUAAAUGUAUACAGGUUCUCUGAACUGGAGACAACAGUAGAGCGUCUUCUUAUGUUAAUACAAAUCAAUGAAUCUGAAUCUGCUGACAGUAUUGUUAAUCUUGGGCAAUACUUGGAAGUCCCGGAGUUUUACGGUGUCUCAUCCAAUGCUGUGGAUAAAAACAUUCUGUCACUCAAGCAUGGGUGGAAUAAGCCUGGCACAAGUUGUGUUGUCAGAACCCUGUCAUCUGCACUACACUUUCCUGCUUACGGACAGGUUGUUGUAGAGGACUUCAGACGGGACAGCAAAUACUCACCUGGUUCUCUGCCCAAUCCUAGAGCAAGAAACUAUAGGCACGAGAAAGUUCCCUGUCCUGGAAACAAAGUGUGUCCUCCUGGACUGAAAGAAGUUAGACAUUUGAAAGCAAACUGUGAAGAUUUCAUGGGGAUGGGAAUUAAGUAUCAACAUCUCAGUCCCCCGUCACCUGACAUGGAUUACAUUCCACUUCAAGUAGAAAUUCGUGAUAGGGAGAACAGACAAGAAUUACAAACACAAAACAUAUGGAUCCCUGUGAAGAUUGUAGGAGCAAUUCCAAACACUCCGCCCCGCCCGGCAUUUAUGCCUAUGUAUAUUUUAGAGAUCGAUCAGUUUGUCCUGACACCCCUUACAACUGCCGCUAUAGAUGCAGAAGAUGAUGAGACCCCCAAAAACAGACUUGUGUUCAAUGUUACUUCAGCACCACCAACGGGAUUUAUAACCCAUGUGGAUUAUCAUAACAAAGAGAUAACAUCUUUUACCUGGCAGGACCUGCAUGAUAUGAAGAUAGCCUACCAGCCCCCAAACAUAACACAUACAGAGAGGCAGAACUAUGAGGUUGAAUUUCAAGCAAUUGACAGUUUCUUCAUGAACAGUUCUCCAAUAAUUGUUCAUUUUUCAAUUCGAACAGCAGAAACCAAUGCUCCAAGGGUAUCAUGGAACAUGGGUCUCACCCUGUUGGAAGGUCAAUCCCGGCCAAUCCUGUGGGAUAAUUUUCAGAUCGUAGACAGUGAUAAUCUUUUAGCAGUAAAGCUUGUUACUGUUGAUGGUUUACAAUAUGGACGUCUUACCAACAGAGGAGCUAAAGCAUUCAUAUUAACUGUACAAGACAUCAAGGAUGGCCAGGUGAGAUACCACCACGAUGACAGUGACACCACUAUGGACUAUAUUGUUUUCAGAAUUUAUGAUGGAAAACACAGCAUACGGCACAAAUUUCCCAUAAAUAUCCUUCCUAAAGAUGAUAGCCCACCUUUUCUGGUCAACAACAUUGGCUUUGACCUAGAAGAAGGAGCAGAUGUCUUAAUAGAGAAGCACAUGCUAAUGGCCUCCGACCUGGAUUCUAGCGAUGAUUACAUCCUUUACAACAUCACAAAGCCACCAAAAGCUGGAGAGCUGGUAAAGAAAUACUAUGCUGAGACUUCAGGUACUCCAGUGUCUAUAUUUUUGCAAAGGGACCUGUUUCGUGGACUUGUGCAUUACAAACAUUUUGGUGGUGAAAUUUUUCAGGACUCCUUUGAGUUUAUCUUAUCAGAUAGUCAUGAUCCGCCAAACUAUUCUGAGCAACAGAUUGUAAUAAUUCAUAUUACACCCGUCAAAGAUCAGCUGCCUAAAGAAGCGGAAGGAACCAAUAGACAUAUUUUUGUAAAGGAAACUGAGAUAACCCCAAUCACAAAGGCACAUUUACACUUCACUGAUAGCGAAUCCCCAGACACCCAAAUUGUGUAUACUGUGACUAAGCCGUGUUACUCAGAGACCUCUCCCAGUCUACGAGAUGUAGGAAAACUUAUUUUUGUAGACAACAUCAAUUUGCAAGAAAAAAAUCCUUUAAUUCCUGGAUUGACAUUCUUUACCCAGCACGCAGUAACCCACUUCAAAGUGGCCUAUAUGCCACCACAGAGGGAUAUUGGUCCUGAUCCAAUCCUUAUCCAGUUUGAGUUUUCUGUAAGUGACCAGCAAGGGGGACAGCUGUCCGAACUCAUCUUUAAUAUCACUGUGAUGCCGGUGGAUGAAAAAGCCCCUGAGAUUCUUACCAACCAAAUAAAAACAGAAGAAGGCGCAAGUUGUUUCAUUACUGGAGAAAAUAUUAUAAUUACUGAUGUGGACACUAAAAAUGAAAAACUUAAAGUUCAGCUGAAAAAACGUCCUCAGCAUGGAAGUAUUGAAAUUCAUGGAACGAUGAUGGCUGAAGGAGAUACGUUUAGUUUGGAGGAACUUAACACCUUUAAAGUCAGGUACCAGCAUGAUGAUUCCGAAUCAAUUGAAGAUACGGUAGUUUUUUCAGUAACAGAUGGAUUUAACAGCGCAGAUGGGGUGCUGAAAGUGCAGAUUAUACCAGUAAACGAUGAGCCUCCAGAGCUUCAAACAGGGCUAAAAAACAUCCUGGAAUGUCCAGAGGGAGGACGUGUGACUAUAACAUCUGAGUACCUCCAUGCCACUGACCCUGACAGUGAGGACUCAAAGCUGACAUACGUGAUAGCCCGAAUGCCAAUGUACGGAAUGAUACAACGAGGAGGAAUCAUGGUAGAGAAAUUCACACAGCUGGAUGUAACUCUGGGAAUUAUCUCCUAUACACAUACUGGUGGUGAGAUAGGUGCCACCUCUUGUACAGAUACAGUGACCUUAAUUGUCUCUGAUGGAGAAGCUGGUGCAGUGGACACCUGUUGUUCAGAAAGUCCUCUUCCCCCACCUGUUCCUCUGCAUGUCAGCCUUCCUGUCUAUGAUCUGAACAUCACUGUCACUCCUAUUAAUAAUCAGCAUCCAAUCUUACAUAUUGGAGAAAUGUUCUUUGUGUAUGAGGGAUCCUCAUCUGCAAUCUCUCUAAACAAUCUGAAUGCUUCUGAUUUGGAUUCAUGUUCUGAUGAGUUAAUUUUUAUUAUGGAGACGCAACCAAAAUAUGGAUACUUGGAGAACACAUUGCCAAAUCCUGGCUCAGAGAAGACUUCACUUGGGAUAAACAUAAGUCUUUUUAGUCUUGGGAAUGUAAGCUCUGGAUAUGUCAGUUAUGUCCAGUCGAAACAUGAGCUUGUGGAACCAACAGCAGACUUCUUCAUGGUGUCGAUCACGGAUGGUCUACAAAAGUCCAUGCCCAUGCCAUUUUACAUUGUUAUUAAACCCACCAAUGAUGAGAAACCUCAGCUACAUGUGAAGAACAUUACGAUAAUUGAAGGGGGCAUUUGUGAGCUUGGGCCAGCCACACUGAAUGCAGAAGAUUCAGACGUCCCUCAGGAUACAUUAAAUUUCUCUAUUGUAAUCCCCCCUAUUCAUGGGAUGAUAUUAAAUGGAGCAUAUGUCCGAAAUAUCAGUCAUUACAAACAGCUGAACCCUCUUGUACUUGACAAAGACCUACAGAUACGCAGCUUUACCUUAGAUGAACUCAAACAAGGAAUGGCACUUGUGUACAUGCACGAUGACACAGAAACUCUUCAUGAUAGCUUUGCUGUUCAGUUGACAGAUGGCAGUCACACAGUCCAAAAGAUACUUCAUGUUCGUGUUAUGCCAGUGAACGAUGAAAAGCCCCAUCUUAUCAGGAAUACUGGCUUAGAUGUUGAAGUGGCAGAAAAUAAAAUAAUAUCAAGUGUGGUAUUAGAAGCAGGAGAUAAAGAUUCUUCAAGGAAAUCUAUUUAUUACAUAAUAAAUAAUGGACCAACAUUUGGAGAACUCAAACAAAAGGUUGGUAAUGUCUGGGUAACACUCCAUCCUGGCAUGAAUUUCACCCAAGAAGACAUUGAUAUGAACGAUAUCUGGUACUUUCAUACCAUUAUUCUUGGAUCUAAAGGACAUGACAAUUUUCGAUUUUAUAUCACAGAUGGAGAACACAGCUCCCCACCGGAAAGCUUCUACAUAUCUAUUCUAAAUUUAGAUAAAGGUGACAUUGUGCUUCUCAGCAAACCCAUAACUUUAACACAGGGUGACAGGGUGACCUUGAUGACAGAUGUUCUGAUAGCAACAGAUGGCACUGGAAAACCAGAGAAGCUGCUGUAUGCUGUCUCUGUGCCACCUGUGCAUGGUCAGAUUGAGUACAUCAAUUAUCCCGGCGUGCCCAUUUCCAGUUUCAGCCAGUUAGAUGUUGUGGCCCAGAAGGUUUGCUACGUCCAUGACAAUAGCCAUGAGGCUAGUAAGGAUUCAUUCAGUUUCAUCAUCAGCAAUGGCCUAAAAGCAAAAGAUGGAUUUUUAGAGUUAAUUAUUGAGUACCCUGAUAGGAUUCCCCCAACGCUAAUCAACAACAAGGCCCUCUAUUUAAUGGAAGGGGAAUCCAUGACAAUCUCUUCGGACAUCUUGCAGCUUACUGACCCGGACAGUCCGCUGGAGAAACUUCAUUAUAUAAUCACUGAAUAUCCCCGACAUGGUCAGUUGUACCUUAAAGAUAACAUCUUGCAGCAGAAAACCUUUUCUCAGGCCGAUGUGGACAGUAUGUACCUGUCUUACAAACACUACGGGGAUGCACGACAAAUGGACACAUUUUCAUUUAUUGCCACCGAUAACAUCAAUCAAGGCUUUUUAGUUGAGGGCCAACUCAAAGAGGACUCUGUGGUUUUUCUCAUACAAGUGGAGCGUGUAGAUAAAUUACCACCAAAAAUUCUUAUCAAACAGAGUCCUUCAACAGUGGAGAAUACAAAAGAUGGCCGAGCAGUAAUAACAAUUACAGCCAGAAACCUAAAAGCAUCAGAUCAAGAUAGCCCAGAUGAGGAUCUGUUAUAUGUGGUUCUGAGAUCUCCAUAUUUUGGUCACUUGGAAAACACAAAAACAGGGGACUAUGUGGGAAGUACUUUCACACAGAGAGAGGUCAAUCAAAAUGCUAUCCGCUAUAUUAUUAAUCCCUCGUUUGAAGUGAACUCAGACAGCUUUGAAUUUAAAACCUCAGAUCCAGCAGGGAAUGCUGCUCUUCCAGAAGUGCUUGAGUUUAAUUGGUCAAGAAUUGAACUAGCGCAAUCAUAUUACCGAACAUGUGAAAAUGUUGGAACUUUGGCUGUGAAAGUGAUACGUUCAGGCACCAGCAGAGACCCAGCUUUUGUUGGCAUAAAGGUACAGGAAGUUUCUGCAAGGAUUGGAUUGGAUUUUACCCACAGUACAGCGAGCCUUGUGCAGUUUGAUCCAGGUGUUUCCACAAAAUUAUGGAACAUUUACAUUAAAAAUGAUGGCUUAGAAGAAAAUCAUGAAAUUCUCAGAAUACUGCUGAAAACACCCAAGAAUUGUGUACUGGGAAGAAUUAGUGAGGCAACUAUUGAAAUCACUGAUCCGAGAGCAGGUCAGUGUAAGACCCCGGAUACAAAUAGUAGACGCAAUGAGAAACAUUCAGGAGCUGUACAACACCAUUCUCCAAGAACCCAAAUCCACAGUGAAAAUGGAAGGAUUUCUUCAUCUAAUUCAUUUAGCCAAAUAUUACUUCACAACAGAGAUAAGACACCGUAUUACCACACAAGAACAGCUAUCAGCGGGGCACAACCUUCCCAGAACAACGGACAGCAUCCGCAUCUUUUUGGUAGCCCUGUGCUUUUUCAUGGACUGAUCCCAAUGAAGGCUCCAAAUCAGAAUGGGAGAGCAGAUACUCUGCCUAUACCUGCGCUAUCCGUGUCUGUGAAUAGUAAACACGACCUUCCUCAAGGGGACUCAGCGACUCGCGAUUCACACCAUCCUUUAGCAAAUACUACAGAGCAGGAAGAUAAAUGUCCUGAUGGAUGGACCCUUUACAAUAAUCAGUGUUAUCAUCUCAAUGCCUUUCGAAAUUCUACCUGGGAAGACGCCGAACGAGCCUGUUUGCAAGUAUUUGACAGUCACUUGACAAGUGUGCAUUCUGAAGCAGAAAUUAAAUGGCUGUGGAAAUUUGCAGACAGGAAGCCAUUUUGGAUUGGGCUUAUGUCAUCAAGAGAGGGCAAUGGUUGGCUGUGGAGCAACAAAAGUCAAGUAACCUAUAAUAACGUGAAAGAAAGGGAAUUUGUGUCACCUGGGACCAGUAAAAGACGUUGCGUUCUUGCAUGGAGAAAAAAUGAAUGGGUGACAAGGAGAUGUAAUAUUGGACAGAAAGAAAGAUAUAUCUGUUCCUUUCAUUUAUAGGACUUUUUGAAAACCAAGGAAUAAAUGACACCUACGUUUAACCUUUCAUGGUCAUAAAGACAAAGUUUAUGAAGACAUUAUUAUCUAUCCCUGUAGUGCAGUACCUUCAUCACUGCGCACAACACAAGCGUUUAUUGCAAACGAUUCAAAGCAGCUGAGUACAGCAGAAAGGGGUUUUAUGCUUUUUACAGGAGUAAAAAAAAAUCAAAUAUAUACAAAUGCAUUGCUUCAUUUCUAUGUUAAUUAUUAGAAUUGUGCUGCAGUAAAUUGUUGGAACUCUAAACAA
Bombina bombina (fire-bellied toad) is the source of this 6993-nucleotide messenger RNA. RefSeq names its product FRAS1-related extracellular matrix protein 1-like. Bases 321 to 6707 code for a protein of 2128 amino acids. Lineage: Eukaryota; Metazoa; Chordata; Amphibia; Anura; Bombinatoridae. Gene Ontology annotation, cellular component: membrane. The transcript has 35 exons. Gene Ontology annotation, biological process: cell communication. The record is from RefSeq and is a predicted model, not a curated record.